AGUCCAGACAGAGAGUGUCUGUGAGAGCGUUGGGUGUGUUCCAGUGCCGAGGCGUUUAUCAGCAGAGUGCGGCCCCGCUACACACAAUAUACAGGAGACAGAUAGUGAGGGGGAAACCCCAGGAAAUGACGGGUGGCUCUUCUUUACUGACUGUGCACGAUGUUCUCUCUUGUGGUGCUGAUGCUUUUGGGAUGUGUAAGCAGAGAGGCCUGGUCCUGUACAUGUGGCCCCCGUCACCCCCAGACAGUCUACUGUGACUCCCCUAUCGUGUUCAAGGCAAAGUUUAUCGGACAGAAAGACAGCGCGGAGCGAGAGCAAUGGACGGAGUUUGAAGUGAAAGCCACCAAGAUUUUCAAGGCUCCUAAAGAUCUUGAUGACGUCCAGUUUGUGUACAGCUCGAAGAUAGAGAGUAUGUGCGGCUACCAACACCCCUCAACUAACAAGAGCGAAGAGUUCCUGGUGGUCGGGACCUUGGUGGACAACAAGGUUUACAUCAACACCUGUAGCUACGUGGUACCAUGGGCCUCCCUGUCCUUGGGCCAGAAGAGGGGCUUCCUGCAGGUGUACGCCAAGCACUGUAACUGCCAGAUAAAGCAGUGCUUCGGGCCCUGUUCUCUGGAUAACAGCCUCCAGUGUCUCUGGACCGACCCACUGAUGAGAAAGAAGUCUCUGUACGCCAACUACCAGGCUGCCACCUACGCCUGCAUGUACAAUGGUGAAGACAUGUGCAGCUGGAAAAGCCUGAAGUCCCGCGUGUACACCGCCACCACCACUGACAGCAACACAGCCCAGUAAGAAGGUCCGCGGGGUCACCGGCGCAACAUUUACCACUCCUGACCCUUCACCAAGAAGUAGCACAAAGCAUCUCUGCAGCUCCACACCAAGAGGGCAAACCCCAAGAAAGAGCAACUGCAGCGCCCCCUGCUGAUAGUGAGCGUCACUCCUCAGCCAAUGUUGUAAGCACUCAGUGCUAAGUCACAGGAUCUCUACUGCUUUAUACAUGUAUUGGACUUUAUUUUAAUAAAUAUUUUUUAGGAUUUGUUUUGUACAUA
Molecule: messenger RNA, 1052 nt
Organism: Hyla sarda
Lineage: Eukaryota; Metazoa; Chordata; Amphibia; Anura; Hylidae
Gene: TIMP1
Product: TIMP metallopeptidase inhibitor 1
Exons: 6
Coding region: 160-795 (211 amino acids)
Biological process (GO): negative regulation of endopeptidase activity; negative regulation of membrane protein ectodomain proteolysis
Cellular component (GO): extracellular matrix
Molecular function (GO): protease binding; metalloendopeptidase inhibitor activity
Source: RefSeq, a predicted model, not a curated record